UGGGGUAUAUAGUUCACAUCACAGACACACUGAUGCUCUCUUCUCUCCACAUCACCAACCAACCACUCGUCAGUCUCGACUUUCCUUCUCCCACAUAGAGAGAUGCUGACAAGAGUUGUGUUGGCGUUGUGUUGCGUGGCGGUGGCCCUGGCGGACACGCCGGCCAACUGCCUCUACGAGGACGUCCGCGGCACCUGGACCUUCUCGGAGACGGAACGGACAGGCGACCACACCAUCAACUGUGACGAGCUCGGCCCCAUCGUCCACACCAAGACCUUCACCCUCAGCUUCCCCAACGUCGCCAAAGAUGAGCUGAACAACGAGGGAACCUGGACCAUGAUCUACAACCAGGGCUUCGAGGUAAACAUCAACGAGCGCUCCUACUUCGCCUUCUCCUACUACGAGGGCGACAUGGACUCUGCGGUGUCCUACUGUGACCGCACCUUCAGCGGCUGGUCACGGGACAAGACCAUCAGGAACUGGUCCUGCUACACCGCCCAGAAACUAAACAAGACAGCUCCCCGUGUUACCUACAACAACCUGAAGGCGUUGUCUACCCGACUCUAUAAGAACGACCACAAGAUGAUAGAGGAUAUCAACGCCUCUCAGAGCUCCUGGAGGGGGAAGGCCUACCUCCAGCACGAGAGCUACACUGUGGAGGAGAUGUACCGACGUGCUGGAGGCCGCAGAACCAUCCGCCACAUACAGCCUAAACCUGCACCUGCCAGUCCUGAACAAAAGAGACGCGUCGCUGCCCUCCCGGAGAACUUCGACUGGCGUGACGUUGACGGCGAGAACUAUGUGUCUGAUGUGAGGGACCAAGGCGCCUGUGGCUCCUGUUACAUCUUCUCCUCCAUGGGUAUGAUGGAGGCCAGGGUGAGGAUCGCCACCCGCAACCAACGACAGGAUGUUUUCUCUCCACAGGAUGUAGUGACGUGUUCCAAGCUGUCUCAGGGCUGUGAGGGAGGCUUCGAGUACCUUGUAGCCGGCCGGUACGCCCAGGACCAGGGCAUUGUGGCCGAGAAGUGUAACCCUUAUAAGGCAGAGGACGGCCCCUGCAACAGAGACCUGAGCUGUGAACUCACCUAUGUCAGUGAGUACGACUACGUGGGCGGCUUCUUCGGCGCCUGUAACGAGGAGGUCAUGAUGCUGGCGCUGGUGGAGAACGGCCCCAUCACCCUGGCCUUUAUGGUCUACGAUGACUUCAUGAGCUACAGCGGCGGCAUCUAUCACCACACUGGCCUCAGCAAUGGCUUCAACCCGCUGGAGGACACCAACCACGGGGUGUUAUUGGUGGGUUACGGUGUCGAAGCUGAAACGGGAGAGAAGUUCUGGUCGGUGAAGAACUCCUGGGGCCCCAAGUGGGGUGAGGAAGGUUACUUCAGGGUGAGGCGAGGCACCGAUGAGUGUGGCGUUGAAUCUGAAGCCACCCAGGUCACCGUCAUCCCCUGAGAAGCCACCCAAGCGACCACCAUCCUCCUAGAAGCCACCCAGGCGACCACCAUCCUCCGAGAAGCCACCCAGGCGACCACCAUCCCCUGAGAAUUAUUACCUCAUGAUGCAUAAUGGAAUAAACUAUUAAAAUUACCAAGUUGACUUUGAA
Messenger RNA from Homarus americanus (American lobster), 1603 nucleotides. Its product is annotated as dipeptidyl peptidase 1-like. The transcript is spliced from 9 exons. The coding region runs from base 103 to 1452 and encodes 449 amino acids. Gene Ontology annotation, molecular function: cysteine-type endopeptidase activity. Gene Ontology annotation, cellular component: lysosome. The record is from RefSeq and is a predicted model, not a curated record. NCBI's taxonomy places the organism in Eukaryota, Metazoa, Arthropoda, Malacostraca, Decapoda, Nephropidae.